This is a messenger RNA of Homo sapiens (human), 4670 nucleotides long. It is a transcript of the gene OR2T6, whose product is annotated as olfactory receptor family 2 subfamily T member 6. Gene Ontology annotation, molecular function: G protein-coupled receptor activity; olfactory receptor activity. Gene Ontology annotation, cellular component: membrane; plasma membrane. NCBI's taxonomy places the organism in Eukaryota, Metazoa, Chordata, Mammalia, Primates, Hominidae. The transcript has 3 exons. The record is from RefSeq and is marked validated. Bases 468 to 1394 code for a protein of 308 amino acids. Gene Ontology annotation, biological process: G protein-coupled receptor signaling pathway.
AACUCUUCCCUCUUUGGUUCCUGGAGCUGUGUGCACAGUGCUGAAGUAUGACAUCCAUGCCUUCAGUUAAGUGGUCAUCUUCAAAUACCUCUAACUGGCACUCUCUUUUUUUUUUUGAAGCUUUUGCCUUUUAACCUGGAUCUCCUCUCAUCUUUUCAAGGAAAGAUACUAAUAUGAAGACAGAAAAAAAGAAGAUCAAGAAGGUUCCCUUUUAUCUCUUGUUUCUAAGGUCUCACCUCUUGUGAAGUUGUUUGUAAACAAUUUUGUCUUUACCUAAUAUUCCUCUCUCUGGAUAUAUUAUACCUGUAACUCCUUCUGAUUCAUCAGGUCCUCACGAGGAGCUCGUUAGAUGAGAUGCUACCCAUUAGAUGGAGGAUCUGCAUUUUGGGUGGACAGUGGACAGAAUAAAUCUUCAGCCCGUUUUUCCCCUCACCACCUGAUCCACUCAGCCUCUUCUAAACCGUACCAUGAAUGAAAACAAUGAAACCUUGACCAGAGGCUUUACCCUCAUGGGGCUCUUCACUCACAAUAAAUGCUCAGGAUUCUUUUUCGGUGUCAUUUGUGCCGUCUUCUUCAUGGCCAUGAUAGCUAAUGGGGUCAUGAUCUUCCUGAUUAACAUAGACCCUCAUCUCCACACCCCCAUGUACUUCCUCCUCAGCCACCUCUCCGUCAUUGACACAUUAUACAUCUCCACCAUUGUGCCCAAGAUGCUGGUAGAUUAUCUCAUGGGCGAGGGGACCAUCUCUUUCAUCGCCUGCACUGCUCAGUGCUUUCUCUACAUGGGCUUUAUGGGGGCUGAAUUCUUCCUGCUGGGGCUCAUGGCCUAUGACCGCUACGUGGCCAUCUGCAACCCACUGCGCUAUCCUGUCCUCAUCAGCUGGCGGGUCUGCUGGAUGAUCCUGGCCAGCUCUUGGUUCGGUGGGGCUUUGGACAGUUUUCUCCUCACCCCCAUUACCAUGAGUCUCCCGUUCUGUGCCUCUCACCAAAUCAAUCACUUUUUCUGUGAGGCACCCACCAUGCUGAGGCUGGCCUGUGGGGACAAAACCACCUAUGAAACAGUGAUGUAUGUGUGCUGCGUUGCAAUGCUGCUGAUCCCCUUCUCGGUGGUGACUGCAUCCUACACCAGGAUUCUCAUCACAGUGCAUCAGAUGACAUCGGCUGAAGGGAGGAAGAAGGCCUUUGCCACCUGCUCUUCACACAUGAUGGUGGUGACAUUGUUCUAUGGGGCUGCCUUGUAUACGUAUACGCUUCCCCAAUCUUACCACACCCCAAUCAAAGAUAAGGUCUUCUCUGCCUUUUAUACCAUCCUCACACCCUUAUUAAACCCUCUCAUCUACAGUCUGAGGAACAGGGAUGUGAUGGGUGCCUUGAAGAGAGUUGUGGCAAGAUGUUAGGGGACAUGUGGUGUGAUGAGGAAAGAAUUCUGAUGGUCUAAAACCUCCACAUCCUGUUCAGGCAUAUAUGGGGUCGUAUCAUGGAUACCACGGAUGAUGCUGACAGGAACUUUCAAUACCAGCUGUGCUAAAUGGUGUAUCAACAGUACCCCCAUCAAAAAUGGGAAGUUGCUGUAACAGUCACACACAAAUAAUGCCAGAGUUCUAGAAACACCACUCAUGUUUAUUCUUCUUUUGUUUCUACUGAUUCCAAGUCUUCUCUCAUAUCACUUCUCUGAUUGCAGUUUGUGUAUAUGAAUGCCCCAAAAUGUUGAGUUAAUAUUACAUAUUCUGCCCAUUUUCAAUGGCUCCAUAAGAACUGGUGAUUUUGACUAUAUUGUUUAAACAAUCCAUCAAUUGGCUUGUCAAAGAUUUAGGGAUGCCAAGGUUUGAAAGACAUAUGAAAGAGACUAAACUGUCAUAAAACUGUAAAAGAAAAAUCUACAUAGACUUACACCAAGAUUUAGAAAAUCCAAAUAUCUCUUCUUUGAGUAACCACUGAAAACACUCCUCCUUUAUCUACAUUUGGAGCUAAAAAAAAAUGAAUCAUGUGUUUUGUAGAAAUGCCAAGACUAAAUCUUUAUGGGGGAGGGAGUCUGUAAUGUUAGUUUUUUAAUAUGGUAACUAACUGUUACAUUGGAAGACACAGCAAAAGGUAGUUGAGAAAGAAAUGCCCUAUUAACUAGCAGUUUCUGUAAUCACUUUACAGCUUCUUCUCCAAUUCACUAGCAUUUUUAAACUUUUGGGAUCCCUGUGCAGAUGUUAGUGUUGUUGGAGCUAUUUCUACCAACUUUUCUCUUUUAAAAAAGUAGUAGACAGCGUCAUAUUUUUCCUUCUCUAUAGCACUGGCUUUUGCAUUGGAUAGCAUUGCAAAGUGGGAAGGAAAUACCCAGCUUUUCAUGUGAAAAUUAGAACUGGAAACCCUUGUAAAUGACUUAGUGUCAUGAGCGGUGCAAAGUUAGAAAUAACCAGGACCACAAAUGCUUGUGUCUUUCCACAAUGUCAGGAUUUUAUUGAUGCUGUUUCAAUCACAAAAGCCACCAUGAGCUACAUAGAGUUCCCAAGGGGGCAACUCUCCUUAGUACUUUUCAUUCACUUGGUAGUCAGCGUUGUGGGCACACAGACUCAAGCCACUCCACAAGUCAGUCAAUAUUGCAAACCAUACAUAAUAGUAUACUUAAUCAAUAUGUAAAUGUUAUAGGUUUAACAUUUCACAACAAACAAACUAACAUUUAACACAAGAAGGAAAAGGGAUAGGAGAAAGGAUCACAAACCAGUCCAAGGGGAGAGAAGAAGAGAAAAGCGGUCCUGGUCCAGGCCGGGUGGUCCACUGGUCUUGCAAGAAAGAGUCUCUGAGGUGGCAGAGACUUCAGCAGCAGAUGCCAAGUUUUCAUCACCAGUGACUGCAAGAUGGCAUCAGUUAACAUGGCUAUUUCGAGCUGCUGAAGGCCUGCUCUUUUACGGUUACAGAGUCCUCCCAUGAGAACUGAUCAUGGAAGAGUGUGCUUGUUUGAGUCCUUAUCUGGUUGGAUACAGUCUUUUAUUUUUUAAUUUGUUUAGUAGACAACACAUCUUAUCCUUGUUGGAAAAGUGCUCUAUGAAAUAUAAAAUAAAGUCUUUUUCUAAGAUGGAGUUGGCUACGUCAAGGGUGUUCUAUACACUUAGUAUGAUUUCUUUUUAAGUGGCUAAGAACUGGAGAAAAAAUGUUUGGCCUAAACUGUAGACACAGUAGUAAAAACCAGGACCACAUCCCAAACCCCUCAGGCCACCUCUACAAGCUGCUGUGCCAGGCUUUGUACUGUCAUUGGUUUAACAAAAUCCAAGCCGGGUUCAGUGACGUUCUGCAGCGACUGAAGAUGGUGGGUGAAUGAAAGAUAGCCACACCUCCUUUUGUACUGAAAAAAGCUGCUGGGUAUUUGACAAAAUAUUUAGCCAAAUAGAACAGCUCAACUUGGCAUUGGGCUGAGCACUUAAUCAAGAAAAUAGACCAGGUCUUGCCUAACAGAGCAGGGUUUUCAGUUGAAAUCCAGGAACAGCUUUUCCGAGGCUCUUCAGCUGGAGGCUCAACAUCUCCUCAAUCUUGUCAGACUGUCUUGGACAACAGUAUGUGCCAGAUAAUAUGAGGGAGCAUUUCCAACCAAGAAGAUGUUGAGGUACAAAAAACACAACAAAUCAGAAGAGAAGGAGAGGGCUGGCCCAUAAGAACUGAUCAUCAGUUUCAGCUCCACGUAAACACCAUGUGAAUUUCUGUCAAUCAUACAAUGCUUCUGAGGACCAACUUUCUUUUUUAUAAAAUUUGACUUAAUACAUACUUUUUUUCUUGUAAGAUUUUAAAAUCAAGUAAAAUGAUGAAUGUAAUAAAACCUUAUAAAUGCUAGUCAUUAUUUCAGCUAUUCUUUGAAAAGAUGAUUGACUUUUAUAUUCAGUUUUUACAAUUUCUUUCAUUUCUAUCGAUCCGUUACAGACAAAAGCACACUCUCUUGUACAGCCACUUUGGAAUACAGUUUGACAGUUUCUUACAAUAUUGAACAUAAUCUUAUCAUAUGAUCUGGCAAUUGUGUUUCUUGGUGUUAACUCUGCUGAUUUGGAAACUUAUGUUCACAGUAGAUUUUUCAUACAUUCCAAAACAUAGACUUAAUCAGAAAGUCCUUCAGAAAUUAAAUGGAUAAAGUGUGGCACAUGCAUACAGUGGAAUAUUAUUUAGUGUUAAAAAUAAAUGAUUUAUCAAGCCAUUGGAAGACAUGGAGGAAAUUUAAAUGUAUAUUGUGAAGUGAAAGAAGCCAAUCUGAAAAGGCUGCAUACUGUGUGAUUCCAGCUGCAUGACAUCCUGGAAAAAACAAAACUGUGGAUACAGGAAAAAGAUAAGUGUUGCAAGGGGUCUGGGGGAAGUAUGGAUGGAUGGACAGAGCACAGAGGACUUUUAGAGCAGUGAAACUAUUGUAUAUGACACAGUAAUUAAUGUUACAUAAGAUUAUGCUACAUGGUACUAUGUAUUUGUGGAAAAAAACAUACAACUCUGGAACAGAAAGACUCAUCCUUAUGUAAAAUAUGAACUAUUAAUAAUAAUGUAUCAAAAUUGAUUCAUCUAUUGUAACAAAUGUACUACACUAAUGCCAGAUGUUAACAAUAGGGAAAAGAGAGGGGAUAUAUAAAAACUUUCUGAACUAUCCAUUCAAUUUUUUGGUAAACCUCAUUGUUCUAAAAUAUAAAAUUUCAUUUUAAAACAGUUUUCUAACA